UCUGGUUUUGGGAACGUCACCUCCGAAUUUUGGUCUGGACUUAACCAUGCUCAUUAUCUGACGUCACAGAGACCGGAUGAAGAUUUGUUUAUAUUCUUUACGACUAUUAAGUAUACAAGUAUGCACCGUCAUCAGACUUUUGUUGAUGUCAAAUAUUCCAGUGUUCAAAUUCAAAAUGAAUCUCUCAAUUUCUCGCUUACGUUUGAUCAAUAUUCAAAAAUCUACAAUUUUUCUUUAGGCGAUUUUAUGGCUGGACUUAAUGGUUCUCAAUUUAGUACAUUUGAUAGGGAUAACGAUGGACAAUCCGAAGUGUGUUCUACUAAGCACACAGCAGGCGUUUGGUUU
This is a messenger RNA of Lottia gigantea (owl limpet), 345 nucleotides long. RefSeq lists its product as hypothetical. Lineage: Eukaryota; Metazoa; Mollusca; Gastropoda; Lottiidae. The annotation marks the transcript as partial. The transcript has a single exon. The record is from RefSeq and is a predicted model, not a curated record.